CAUCUAGAUUCCUCACCACCACUCCAUCUCAAUAAAGCUGCCCCCAUAAUCACCAACUAAACCAAGCAAGGUAUCAUUGCACUACUACACUACUCCGAUCCCCUCCUUCACUACACUAAAAAAAUUUCAAGUUCAAUUCCUUCACUAACCAUGCCCUCAUUACUCUCCGCACUGUACCUCAUUCUCUCAGCAUACUUAAUCCCUUUAUGUUUGAGCCACCCCAACACAUGCCGCUCAUAUUGCGGCAACAUAACCAUCGACUACCCGUUCGCACUCCAAUACGGUUGCGGCCACCCCGGCUUCCGCGACCUCCUCUUCUGCAUGAACGACGUUCUCAUGUUCCACGUGAGCUCCGGCUCCUACAGGGUCCUCGAGAUCGACUACGCCUACCAGGCCCUCACGCUCCACGAGCCCCACAUGUCCACCUGCGACAACCUCGUCCUCGGAACCCGCGGCAACGGCUUCUCCGUCGAGCCCUGGCGCGCGCCAUACAUGAACCCUGCCGCCGACAACGUCUUCAUGCUCAUCGCCUGCUCCCCACGAUCCCCCUUGUUCCAGGGCUUCCCCGGGAAGCACCUCCCCUGCCGCAACGUCUCUGGCAUGGGCUGCGAGGACUACUACGCCUGCCCGGCCUGGGAGAUGUUGGGCCACAAGAGAUUGGGCUCAGCCUCGUUCUUUGGGUCAGGCCCACCCGAGUGCUGUGCUGUUCCGUACGAGGCUAUUAGGGGGAUUAACCUUACGAAGCUUGAGUGCGAAGGGUAUAGCAGUGCCUAUAGUGUGGCUCCGCUGAAAGUUGAUGGGCCUGGUGGGUGGUCCUAUGGGAUCCGCGUCAGGUAUUCCGUGCAAGGGAAUGAUGAGUUCUGUGGGGCGUGUGAGGCCACUGCUGGCACGUGUGGAUAUGGCUCCGAUGGGAUUAGACAGGUCUGCAUGUGUGGAGACUUCAAUUCCACGUCAAAUUGUGAUUCUGUUGGCGUAUCGUCAGGAGCAAGGGUUAUAUGUACGAGGGUAAAAAUAUUUUCAGGAUUAUUGACGUAUGUGCUAGCGUGGGUGACAACCAACCAGAUUUCAAAAGUGUGGUAUAUUAUGUGAGACUGGGUCAUGAAUAAUGUAUUCCAUAUUGUAAAUGCCAUUUUUUUUGCUGAAGAACGUGCUCAUACAAUGAGAGUGAUUGUGAGUGAGUUUUGAUUUGUAUUCCCUAGCCUAUUCCCCCAUGAAAGCCUUUCUCAAACAUUAUUCAAAAGCGUAGGAUUCAGGUAUUUGAUAAUUAUGGGUUAUCUAGCCA
Messenger RNA from Glycine soja, 1282 nucleotides. RefSeq lists its product as uncharacterized. Gene Ontology annotation, molecular function: polysaccharide binding. The coding region runs from base 151 to 1089 and encodes 312 amino acids. Lineage: Eukaryota; Viridiplantae; Streptophyta; Magnoliopsida; Fabales; Fabaceae. The record is from RefSeq and is a predicted model, not a curated record. The transcript has 4 exons.